Messenger RNA from Oryza brachyantha (malo sina), 2838 nucleotides. Its product is annotated as LEAF RUST 10 DISEASE-RESISTANCE LOCUS RECEPTOR-LIKE PROTEIN KINASE-like 1.2. Gene Ontology annotation, biological process: protein phosphorylation. Lineage: Eukaryota; Viridiplantae; Streptophyta; Magnoliopsida; Poales; Poaceae. The transcript is spliced from 5 exons. Gene Ontology annotation, molecular function: ATP binding; polysaccharide binding; protein kinase activity. The record is from RefSeq and is a predicted model, not a curated record. Bases 557 to 2599 code for a protein of 680 amino acids.
UCCCUCCUCUGUUCUUGCCUCCCUGUAUCCCCUCUCACUCAGCUGAAGGUAGAAGAUGACUCUCCGGUCGUUGGACAUCCAACGAUCAGGGAGGGAGCAGGUUAAUAUCAGUCACCUGAAAACUAUCAUUUCCCUCCCAAAAGAGUGAUCAGGGACCGGGUUCAUAUUGUUUCUGCAGCCGAAGGCUAUAUGGCGGUAUUUUACUAGUGGUGGCAAUUAACAGUGUCGAAUUAAUAAGCCAAUUCUCGAAGUGCAGCCCUUCUAGAGAGAAGCCAAUUAACUUGCGGAGACCAAUCGAAAAACACGUGAGCCUACCUCACCCCCAACUGAUCACGGUCAAGCAGAAGCCUCCCAAUUCCCAUCGCGUGCCGCCAUGUCCCUGUCACAAACUCCACCGGUGCCGGCCGCCUGCUGAGAAUUUCGCGGUGCCCCUCGCCACCUAUAAACACGGCUGCGCGCCGCGGAGGCAGACGAACGGUCGGUCCACCUUGUUUGCGCAGCCACCAAACUAACCUGCAGGCAACAAAGAAGCUUUCCUGAUCUGAGUUCGUUAGCUAUGCCUCUCCUGCCAUGCCGGCGGCGGCGGCUGCUCCUCCUUCUCCUCUUCCUCUUGGCUGCCGCUUGCCGUGGCGGCGAUGCUUCCGGUGACACCUACGACAUCUCCAUGUGCCGGAAGGAACCAACCUACUGCGGUGAAGUCAGUAUCAGCUACCCGUUCUACCUUGCUAACGAGACGAAAGAUCUCGAUGGCUACAGCAACUCGUUCUGCGGAUACCCCGGUCUGGCGAUCGAUUGUGACGACGGCAAGCCCACCCUGCAACUCAACGGCACCGACAAGUACGUGAUCAACAACAUCAGCUACGGAAGCAUCACCAGCAUGUCCCUAGUCGAUCAGGAGGUCGCCCAGGACAACGGCGUCUGCCCAAAAGUCGAUCACAACGUGACCUUCCCACCGGGUUCAUGGCUGUUCUUCCCUGGCAUGUCGGUCGACUACCUCGUCUUCCUUCUCGGCUGCUCCUUCACGAAUCCCUUACUCCCGAUCACCUGCAACCUUAUCGGUUUCCCUGGACAGUCGUACGUCAUUCCGAAGAAUCAAGUACCCCAGGGGAACUGGUCGAGAGUAUGCCAGAGAAUCUUCGAAGUGCCUGUGCUCAAUUAUCAAUAUGUCGAUCCAAAUAGCGACGCUUGGAGGAGAGGUGAAUAUGGCAAUGUUCUUCGUCAGGGAUUCCAGUUGGCGCUGAACGAUAGCGGGAGGCCUACCAAUUGUACCCAGUGCGAGGAGUCCAAAGGAAGGUGCGGUUAUAGCCAAGAUGGGGUAUUUCUCGGCUGCUUGUGCCCAAACGGGCGAGUGAGCUCUCUCAGGUGCAGUUCCAGCGAUACUGGAUCGAAGAGGAGGACAAAAAUAAUAGCUGUGGCCGUGGCAAUAGCUGGAACUCUCGCUCUUGUUGCAGGAGCAACCGUCUUCGUCGUUCGCAAGAGAAAGUACAAGAAGGUGAGCUCAUCUUCCAAGCUCCUCAAGUACAGCGGCUCCGGCGGGACCCCUCGUUCCAUGGGCGCCGGCGACAUGGAGUCCGGCAGUGUCAAGGACCUGCAGACUCACCUCUUCAGCUACGAGGAGCUCGAGGAGGCCACCGAUUCCUUCAAUGACAACAGAGAGCUCGGCGAUGGCGGCUUCGGGACCGUUUACAAAGGGAUUCUUCGAGACGGGCGCGUGGUGGCGGUGAAGCGGCUGUACAACAACAGCUACCGGCGCGUGGAGCAGUUUGUGAACGAGGCGGCGAUCCUGUCGCGGCUGCGCCACCCGAACCUGGUGAUGUUCUACGGGUGCACGUCCAGCCAGAGCCGCGAGCUGCUGCUGGUGUACGAGUUCGUCGCCAACGGCACGGUCGCCGACCACCUGCACGGCCAGCGCGCGCAGGAGCGCGCGCUCUCGUGGCCGCUCCGCCUCAGCAUCGCCGUCGAGUCCGCCGCGGCGCUCACGUACCUCCACGCCAUCGAGCCCCCCAUCGUGCACCGCGACGUCAAGACCACCAACAUCCUCCUCGACUCCGACUUCCACGUCAAGGUCGCCGACUUCGGCCUCUCCCGCCUCUUCCCCCUCGACGUCACGCACGUCUCCACCGCUCCCCAGGGCACCCCAGGGUACGUGGAUCCAGAGUAUCACCAAUGCUACCAGCUCACGGACAAGAGCGACGUGUACAGCUUUGGAGUCGUCCUGGUGGAGCUCAUCUCGUCGAAGCCGGCCGUGGACAUCACCCGGCAGCGGAACGAGAUCAACCUGGCCGGCAUGGCCAUCAACAGGAUCCAGAAGAGCCAGCUCGAGGAGCUCGUGGACCUCGAGCUCGGCUACGAGUCCGACCCGGCGACGAAGAAGAUGAUGACCAUGGUCGCCGAGCUGGCGUUCCGGUGCCUGCAACAGAACGGCGAGAUGAGACCGCCGAUCAAGGAGGUGCUCGAGGUGCUCAGGGGGAUACAGGAACUGUGCGUGGCGGAGAAAGACGGAGGCAAAGACAAGAAGGACCUUGACCCGCCGCUCUCUCCCGACACAGUGCACGUUCAGUGGGAUAGCAGGCAGACCACUCCUAACCCCAGCCAGUGACCAGCAGGGUACUUAGAUUAGAUGAUCAGUACUAUUUGCCAUCGAGGUUUAUAUAUGUGUAAUUACUGCUAUAUUACGCAGAGGCGUGUUUUGUUUGUAUGAGCGAUGUGAGACCCUUUUUUCUCCCCCCGCUUUGCAUGCUUCCCCGUGUGAUGUGCAUACGUGUUUGUUGGCUACCAGAACAGAGGGAAUGUACAUAAGAUGUCUAGAGUGGUGAACUGGUGAUGAUGAUAUAUAUA